Aspergillus eucalypticola CBS 122712 is the source of this 888-nucleotide messenger RNA. Its product is annotated as Apq12 family protein. The transcript is spliced from 2 exons. NCBI's taxonomy places the organism in Eukaryota, Fungi, Ascomycota, Eurotiomycetes, Eurotiales, Aspergillaceae. The record is from RefSeq and is a predicted model, not a curated record. The coding region runs from base 1 to 531 and encodes 176 amino acids.
AUGGACUUUCUCCCAGACUCCCUCCUCUCUCUAAUCCAACAACAUCCGACCUUUCAAACCCUCACCUCCACCCCCAUCGCCUCCCACCUCGCCUCCCUCCAUACCACCUACCUAACCCCCUACAUCUCCCACUGCCGCUCCGCCUACCUCGACCCCUACCUCAUCCACCCGCUCGCCUCGCUCCUCACCUCCUCCAUGCCCAUGCCCGACCUCGUCUCCAUCUUCAUCCUCGCCCUCGUCCUCAUCAUCUCCCUCAAGAUCCUCGACUAUGCUCGCCGUCUCGUCAUGUUCUGGGUGAAUCUUGCCCUGAGGUUGCUGUGGUGGGCGCUCGUGCUGGGUGCUUUGUGGUAUGUUUAUUCGGUUGGGAUUGAGAAGACCGGGAGGGAUUUGGGAUGGCUUGUUGGUGUUGCGGGGGGUUUGUGGAUGGGUUUAGGGAUGGGGUGGAGGGCGGGAGGGCUGUUACGGGGUCUGGGGGUGUUGGGGGGUAUGCGACGGGGGUGGGUGGGGGGAGGUAUUAGUUUUGGGUUGUGAGGGGAGAGUGUUAAAAAAGAAUGAGUUGGGGUUGAGUUGGAGUUGGGAACUUGGUAAUAAUCAUGGAUGGGGUUGAUGGUCAUGCUAGAUGGGAUUGCAUUGGAAGAUGAAGAAGGGUGGAAUAAGGAAAUAGAAUGACACCGCAGUCGAGCCGCGGUCCGAGACCGGCCUGGACUGAGCUGGGCUACUUAUUACGAAUAAACGAUUGCAUGCUGCAUGGAAUGGAUUACAUGGCUGGUUUUGGUUCGAUUGAAUGUGAAUUGAGUUCAGUUCAGUUGCCUUGAAUUGAGCGGUGUAGAGGUAUAGAUAUGUGGUGGUGCUAUGGUAUGCUAAGCCAUGUAUACUGCAAGGAUUGAG